This is a messenger RNA of Drosophila busckii, 1993 nucleotides long. RefSeq names its product serine hydroxymethyltransferase, cytosolic (gene Shmt). The record is from RefSeq and is a predicted model, not a curated record. Gene Ontology annotation, biological process: purine nucleobase biosynthetic process; folic acid metabolic process; L-serine catabolic process. Gene Ontology annotation, cellular component: cytoplasm; nucleus; cytosol. Bases 317 to 1930 code for a protein of 537 amino acids. The transcript has 3 exons. Gene Ontology annotation, molecular function: serine binding; protein homodimerization activity; mRNA 5'-UTR binding. NCBI's taxonomy places the organism in Eukaryota, Metazoa, Arthropoda, Insecta, Diptera, Drosophilidae.
UUUUUAAGUUUGGAACAAAAUUUCUUUUAUAAAUGUGCACAUAAAUUUUAAGUAUAUCGAUAGCAGUGUCGCGAUCAGCUGAUGUAAUUAACAGCGGCGAAAUCAAAACAAGAAUGAUUAUUUAAGGGCUUAGCGCGUUUAAAAGAACCGUGGGGCGAGUGACGCUUAUCAAAACUGAUGCAGGUCAGAGGUUAUCGGCAAUAGGUUGCUGUUGUGAGCAAAAGAGAGCCGUUACAGUUUGCUAGUAUUGAAUCGGAAGUCAGACACAGCAUAAGAAGAUAUCUGCACACACGAUUUAACCGCCCGCAGCAUCAACAUGCAACAAGUACGCUUCUCUCUGAAUAGGCUCCAACAGUUCAACAAUAUAUCGCGCCAACUGUGCUCGUUAACAACGAUAGUUAACAGCUGUAAAAAUCAACGGCGCAUCAUAUUCGCCGCACAGCCAACGACUGUGAAAUCGCCGUUAAUAUCAUCGUGCGCAUUGCCCCACACCAGCAGAAGUUAUUCAGAUUGUGGACAGUCGAAAAUGUCGGGUCAAAAGUUAUUGCAAGCCACGUUGGAGGAGAGCGAUCCUGUGCUCGCAGAGAUCAUUGUAAAUGAGAAGCAACGCCAGCGUGAGAGUCUGGAGAUGAUUGCCAGCGAGAACUUCACCUCGCUGGCUGUGCUCGAGUCUCUGGGCUCCUGUCUGACCAACAAGUACUCCGAGGGUUAUCCAGGCAAGCGCUACUAUGGCGGCAAUGAGUUCAUUGAUCAGAUUGAAUGCCUGGCACAGACACGUGGCUUGGAGUUGUUCAACUUGGACGCAGAACAGUGGGGCGCCAAUGUGCAGCCCUAUUCCGGCUCACCGGCUAAUCUGGCCGUGUAUACGGGCGUGCUGCGUCCACAUGAUCGCAUCAUGGGCUUGGACUUGCCCGAUGGCGGCCAUUUGACCCACGGUUUCUUUACACCCACUAAACGCAUCUCGGCCACAUCCAUAUUCUUUGAGAGCAUGCCCUACAAGGUGAACCCCGAGACGGGCAUCAUAGACUACGACAAAAUGGCCGAGGCGGCGCGCACUUUCCGUCCACAGAUUAUCAUUGCCGGCAUGUCCUGCUAUGCACGUCUGCUGGACUACGAGCGCUUCCGCAAGAUCUGUGACGAGGUGGGCGCCUAUCUUAUGGCUGACAUGGCGCAUGUCGCUGGCCUGGUUGCCGCCGAGCAGAUUCCCUCGCCUUUCGAGUACGCCGACAUUGUGACCACCACCACACACAAGACGCUGCGAGGUCCACGCGCCGGUGUCAUCUUCUUCCGCAAGGGCGUGCGCAGCACCAAGCCCAAUGGCGAGAAGGUUAUGUACGAUCUGGAGGAGCGCAUCAAUCAGUCGGUGUUCCCAUCGCUGCAAGGUGGUCCACAUAACAAUGCGAUUGCCGGCAUUGCCACCGCCUUUAAGCAGGCCAAGACGCCCGAGUUCAAGGUCUAUCAGGCGCAGGUGCUGAAGAACUCCAAGACACUGUGCAAGGGCUUGAUGGACUUGGGCUAUCAGGUGGCCACUGGCGGCACCGAUGUGCAUCUGGUGCUGGUCGAUGUGCGCAGCGCGGGUCUAACCGGUGCCAAGGCUGAGCUCAUACUCGAGGAGGUGGGCAUUGCCUGCAAUAAGAACACUGUGCCCGGCGACAAGUCCGCCAUAAAUCCAUCGGGCAUUCGCUUUGGCACACCAGCGCUAACCACACGUGGUCUGGUCGAGAAGGACAUUGAGCGCGUGGUUGGCUUCAUUGAUGCUGCGCUCAAGAUUGGUGCCGAUGUUGUCAAGGCUGCCGGCAGCCCCAAGAUGGCCGACUUCAACAGAGAGCUCGCCGAGAAUGCAGAGAUCAGAAAGCAGUUGAAGCAACUGCACCAGUGUGUCAAAAAAUUCAGUUGCCAGUUCCAUUUGCCCGGACAGGAGGUGUACUAAGGACACAAGCGUUUUACCUUCCUUUUUUUUUUUUCUUUGUAAAAUGCCUUGGCAUUUAUUAAA